AUGUUUCCAAUGGAGAACAAUUCAGAGGUGACUGAGUUCAUUCUUGUGGGAUUAACCAAUAACCCCACAGUACAGAUUCUGCUCUUCCUAAUUUUUUUCCUCAUCUACCUAAUAAGUCUGGUUGGCAACCUAGGGAUGGUCCUGUUGAUCCUGCUGGACUCUCGUCUCCACACUCCCAUGUACUUUUUCCUCAGCAACCUCUCUCUGGCUGACUUUGGUUACUCCUCAGCUGUCACACCCAAGGUCAUGGCAGGGCUUCUCACAGGAGACAACAUCAUCUCCUAUAAUCAUUGUGCCGCUCAAUUCUUCUUUUUUGCAGCUUUUGCCAUUGCAGAAAGUAACCUCUUGGUCGUAAUGGCUUAUGAUCGCUAUGCAGCUGUGUGUAAACCGCUCCAUUACACCACCACGAUGACAACAAAUGUGUGUGCUGCUCUGAGCACAGGCUCCUAUAUCAUUGCUUUCUUGGAUGCUUCCAUCCACACUGGGAACACUUUCAGGCUCUCUUUUUGUAGGUCCAAUGUGAUUGACCACUUUUUCUGUGAUGCCCCUUCACUUUUGCCUCUCUCAUGCUCUGACAGAUACAUCACUGAGCUAUCUGGGGUUUGUAUCCAAAAGUCUCCAGUCAAGACCUCUGCCUAA
Molecule: messenger RNA, 639 nt
Organism: Echinops telfairi (small Madagascar hedgehog)
Lineage: Eukaryota; Metazoa; Chordata; Mammalia; Afrosoricida; Tenrecidae
Product: olfactory receptor 5B12-like
Exons: 2
Coding region: 1-639 (212 amino acids)
Biological process (GO): sensory perception of smell; G protein-coupled receptor signaling pathway
Cellular component (GO): membrane
Molecular function (GO): odorant binding; olfactory receptor activity; G protein-coupled receptor activity
Source: RefSeq, a predicted model, not a curated record